Molecule: messenger RNA, 396 nt
Organism: Dromiciops gliroides (monito del monte)
Lineage: Eukaryota; Metazoa; Chordata; Mammalia; Microbiotheria; Microbiotheriidae
Product: 40S ribosomal protein S12-like
Exons: 2
Coding region: 1-396 (131 amino acids)
Biological process (GO): translation
Cellular component (GO): cytosolic small ribosomal subunit; ribosome
Molecular function (GO): structural constituent of ribosome
Source: RefSeq, a predicted model, not a curated record
AUGGCCGAGGAAGGCCUAGCUGCCCCUGGUAUAAUGGAUGUUAACACCACUCUAAAAGAAGUGCUGAAGAAUGCACUCAUCCAUGAUGGACUAGCUUGUGGAAUUCGUGAAGCCCCCAAAGCCGUGGACAAACGCCAAGCCCAUCUUUGUGUUCUUGCUUCGAAUUCUGAUGAAUCUAUGUAUAUAAAAUUGGUUGAAACCCUGUGUGCUGAGCACCAAAUUAACUUGAUCAAGGUUGAUGACAACAAGAAGUUGGGUGAAUGGGUAGACCUCUGUAAAAUUGACAGAGAGGGGAAGCCCUGCAAUGUGGUUGGCUGCAGUGGUGUUGUUGUUAAAGACUAUGGCAAGGAAUCUCAGGACAAAGAUGUCAUCAAAGAAUAUUUUGGAAGGCAUUAG